This is a messenger RNA of Cicer arietinum (chickpea), 2361 nucleotides long. RefSeq names its product TORTIFOLIA1-like protein 4. The record is from RefSeq and is a predicted model, not a curated record. Gene Ontology annotation, molecular function: microtubule binding. NCBI's taxonomy places the organism in Eukaryota, Viridiplantae, Streptophyta, Magnoliopsida, Fabales, Fabaceae. Gene Ontology annotation, cellular component: microtubule.
CAAUGUCCUCAAGGCGCCACUCGCUAAGCGGUCCUCCCCAACUCACUUCCACCGCGUCGACUCACGAGCUCCGGCAACGAGUCAUUACGUGUCUCAACAAGCUCUCCGACAGGGAUACACUCGCAACUGCCACUUCAGAGCUUGAAUCCAUUGCUCGAACCCUAAGUCACGAUUCUUUCUCCUCUUUUCUCUCUUGCAUUCACAACACUGAUUCCUCUUCUAAAUCACCGGUUCGGAAACAAUGCGUUAAUAUUUUGAGCCUUCUUUCGCGUUUCCACGGUGAUGCUCUCUCUCCUUUUCUUUCUAAAAUGAUAUCCACCGUCCUCCGUCGUCUCCGAGAUCCUGAUACUGCUGUUAGAUCCGCUUGUGUUGACGCUGUUUCCGAAAUGUCGUCCCGCAUUACUCGCCCGGCGUUCUCCGUCGCGUUUCUGAAGCCGUUUAUGGACGCUUUGGCGCUGGAGCAGGACGCGAAUGUUCAGAUCGGCGCCGCGCUGUGUCUCGCCGCGGCUGUUGAAGCGGCGCCGGAGCUGGAAGUGGAAACGCUUCGAAGGACUGCGCUUCCGAAGCUAGGGAAGGUUCUGAAGACUGAAUCGUGUAAAGCGAAGGCGCCGGUGUUGGUGCUGAUCGGAAGUGUCGUUGCCGUCGGCGGUGCGGCGAGUCGUGGAGCGAUGAAUUGGUUGGUUCCGUGUCUUGUGGAGUUUCUAGGCAGUGAGGAUUGGAAUGUGAGAAAGGCUUCGGCGGAGGCGUUGGGGAAGGUGGCUUCGGUGGAGAAAGAUUUAGCGUCGCAGCAUAAGGUUCUGUGUUUGGAUUCGUUGCAGAAUCGUAGGUUUGAUAAGGUUAAAGUUGUUAGAGAAACUAUGAAUCGUGCGUUGGAUAUGUGGAAGGAAGUAAGUGAUUUUUCUGAAAAUAUUCCUGCUCCGUUAAAGUCUGCAUGUGCUUCAAAUGGCACAGAUGAUGGUAAAGGUCAAGCCGUGAUCAAAAGUUCACCCUUUGCUGGUAAUAAAUUGUCCCAACCGAAAAAAAUAGUCCCUUCAAAUAAGUCCCCUCCAUCUACAGUUUCGAUUUUAUCCUCUGGUAAAGGAGAGAGUUCUCUGAAGAGUAAUGACAAGGAUUCAAGAAUGAGGAUGUUGCAUCAGCAGGAUCAUGAGAAAUUAUCCAAUGAGAAACCUGAAACUCCAGUAUCAAAGUCCUCCUUUUCAAAUAUGACUAAGGAAAAUGAUAUUAGAAGGUGUGAUUUUGAAUCUUCUAAAUCAGCCCCACAUCAGAAUUCGGCAAAUUCGAGAGCUGAUGUAAAGCGAGUUUUCUUUAGCAAGAUGUCUGACGAGAAAAUGCGGAGGUAUGGUGGUUCAAAAUCUCGUGUAGUUCCAUAUAAUGAUGAUGGUGAUCUCGACACAGAUGUUACUGUCAACAAUGUAAACGAAAUUUGUGAGAGCCAACAAGAUGUUGAGGAUUUGUCUUUGAUCCGGGAACAACUUAUUCAAAUUGAAAACCAACAAUCAAAUCUGUUAGACCUCCUCCAGAGAUUUAUUGGAACCUCCCAAAAUGGGAUGAAUUCUCUGGAGACACGCGUACAUGGUCUAGAGAUGGCCUUAGAUGAAAUAUCAUAUGAUUUGGCAGUAUCAAGUGGUAGGAUUUCCAAUGCUGAUGCCAUAGAAGACAUGUGUUGCAAGCUACCUGGUACUGACUUUUUGAGUUCUAAAUUCUGGAAGAGGACCGAAGGUCGGUAUUCCACGUCAAGAUUCUCUAUUGGAAGCUCAGCAUCAACAAAUACUGUGCAUAAUUUAACUGAUAAAAAUGGAAGCAAAGAAAUUUUUACAAAUAACAAAAGAUUUCAGCAUCGUAGGGAUGAGGAUGGAUUUUUUGUGAACCCGUUGUCAGAAAUUCAAAGCGAUUUGAAGGGGCGUUCAGGGAAACAUUUGUAUAAAAUGUCUAACCACAUUGUUCAAGAUGCUGCUAGUGUACUAAGUAACAGUUCCAGCAGAUUUGAUGGCAUUUCGUCAACUAGUCAAAUACUGAGAAACCAGAAUGUCAGGUCAUCUGCGUAGAGAAGACAGCAUGUCAAUGGCAUCACAGACUCACGGUUGUUGGUCCAGGUUGCAGUACGCUAUAGUUGGCUACCUUAAGCGAUUAUUAGUAAAUUAUUGUUUAGAAAAUCCCUUUUUUCCCCUUCAAAAUUGUCCAUAUUGAGGCAGAAUCAGCAGCAUGUGGAUUCGGAUAUAAAACAGGCUCAAGAAUUUUCUUGAUGUGUAGCGUAAAUGUAGAAAUGUAAUGUAGACGUAAAUUUUCUUGAUGUGUAGCGUAAAUUUUCUUGUUAUGUAUCUUAAUUAUUAUAUUAUAGUAUUAUGUCUUUGGCCCUUUGCA